This is a messenger RNA of Cyprinodon variegatus (sheepshead minnow), 2871 nucleotides long. RefSeq names its product GTPase IMAP family member 8-like. The record is from RefSeq and is a predicted model, not a curated record. NCBI's taxonomy places the organism in Eukaryota, Metazoa, Chordata, Actinopteri, Cyprinodontiformes, Cyprinodontidae. Gene Ontology annotation, molecular function: GTP binding. The coding region runs from base 110 to 2680 and encodes 856 amino acids. The transcript has 6 exons.
UCUUGGUCUUUAUUGCCCAUCUGAUGGAUUACCACCGCCAAAUUAAUUCCACUCAUUUUACUUUCGUUUCAGCACAAGCUGUCUGAAAUAAGACGGAACGUUGCAAACAAUGGCUAACAAAACAGAGGCCUCCAACUCAGGACAAAGCCAGAGCAACAAUCAUCCACAGUUGAGGAUUGUGUUAAUAGGAGGAAGAGAAUUAAAUGGAAUCGGCAGUGGUAAAAGUUCAGCUGGAAACAUCAUCCUGGGUCAAAAUGUUUUUAACACCAGCAUAAGAACAGCUCAGAGUGAAGCGAGGCAGCAGGAAGUAUUUGGAAGACAAAUCACAGUGGUUGAUACUCCAGGCUGGUGGUGGUUUUUUCCACGAGAAAACACCCCAAAACUGGAUCAGAUAGAAAUCCAGAGCAGUGUUCAUCUGUGUCCCCCAGGACCUAAUGUCUUCCUUCUGGUCAUUCCUGUUGGUUUAAAUUUUUCUACCCUUACCAUACCUUCAUUAAAAAAACACCUGGAGCUUUUUAAUACAGAUGUUUUUAGUCACACCAUUGUGCUGUUCACUGUGGUUGCUCCAGUUAGUGAUAAAAGGAUUGAAUCCAAUAUUAAAGCAAAUGCAACCCUGAAGUGGAUUCUUCAUCAAUGUGGAGACAGAAAGCAUGUUUUAAACAUCAGCAAUAGAGAUGACAGAGAUCAAGUCAAGCUGCUUAUUGAGAAAAUGGAAACAGUUGUUGGACAAAACAGAGGCAGACCCUUUUCCGUUGAUGUUUCUCAUGAAAAUGCUCUAAGGGAAGAAAUUAAACUCCUAGAGGAAAGAGCAUCCCAAAGGAAGGACAAAGCCCAGAAACAAAGACAAAAACUCAGAGCCCUGAUUGAAGGUGGAAAAGCUCUACCACAGCAUUUAAAACUGGUAAUUAUUGGUGCACAGUAUGCAGCCAGGAGCUCCACAGGAAACACAAUUCUUGGAAAGAAUGCAUUUGAGGUUAAUAAAAAUGGUAACAAAACAAUGCGCUGCCAAAUAAACCAGGGUUUCUUUCAAGAAAAACAGCUAACAGUGGUAGAUUCUCCUGGAUGGUUUUAUAAUCACACCCUUCAGACCACCAGUGAGAUGGAUAAACUGGAAAUAGAAAAAAGUGUGCAUUUGUGCCCUCCAGGACCACAUGCUAUCCUGCUUGUAAUUGUCCUGGCUACUGCAAUCAACCAAUCUUAUAAGAGAGCAGUUAGCAGGCACAUGAUGCUUUUUAGAGAAGAAAUCUGGAAACAUACAAUUGUUGUGUUUACCAGAGGAGACUGGUUAGGAGUGAAAACUGUGGAGGAGCGAAUAGAGAGUGAGGAGGGUCUACAGUGGCUAGUGAACAAGUGUGGGAACAGGUAUCAUGUACUUAAUAACAUGGACAAGAGUAAUAAGACCCAGGUAAAGGAGCUCAUUGAGAAGAUUGAAGAGAUGUGGGUAGGGAGUGAAGAUCCUUAUUAUGAAGUGGACCUGAACCGAGCAGAACAGAUAGAAGCUGAGAAAGAGGCUGGAGACAAAAUGGCCAUUAGGCUGAAGAGGAUUAAUGAGAGAAAGUCAAGAGUCCUAAAAGAGGUGUAUGGAGGAGCCCCAAGGCAGCCAGUGACUGACAUCAGGAUUGUUCUCGUUGGCCCAAAAUGUUCUGGAAAAAGUAUGGCUGGAAACAUUAUCCUUUUCAAGGAGAUGUUUGACCUUGCUUUUGACACAACAAGAUUAAGAGAGAUGUGUGAAGACCAAAGUAACUACACUACACCUUUGAAACAUGAGGGAAACUUUGAUGGAGUAAAAGUCUCAGUUGUAGAAACACCAGGCUGGUUCUCAGACCAAACACCACCUGACUGGAUCAGAGAGCAGCUUCUCCAUGGUGUCUCCAUGUGUUCUCCUGGACCUCAUGUUUUUCUCCUGGUUGUUCCGAUCUCCAGCUCUUUCACAAAGGAAGAUCUCAAAGCUCUGGUUAAAGUCUUGAAGCCAUUAUCAGAGAGAGUGUGGAGAUACUGCAUGGUGCUGUUUACCUGGGGAGACUGGCUCAGUGAUCUCCCUGUAGAGAACUACAUCGUGAGAGAGGGGAAAGAGCUCCAGAAGCUUUUGGAGAAAUGUGGGAACAGAUACCAUGUUCUAAGCCCCUACCGAUUUGGGGAUCCUGUUCCAGUUAAAGAGCUGUUCCAAAAAAUUAUUGGCAUUGUAAAAAGAAACGACCAACACUUCACAACUGAUGUUAAGCAAAGAAAAUUUCAGUUGCUACCUUGGCUAGCAAAAGAACACAUCUUGACUGAAGAGGAAUGGAAGAAAAGGGAGAAUGAGCUUAUGGAGCAGGUGAUGAAAGCUCUAACAGAAGAACCAGAGGAAGGAUCCGUGCCUUCUGUAAGGGUGGCAGAGAGCAUGGAUGACACGAAGUUUCCAUACAUGAGCGGAGAUGUUGCCUCAGAAUAUGGGAGCAUUUCAGAGUUUAGGAAUCAACAAGCUCAUGACCGUGUUGCUGAAUGGCUGAGGAACAGAAUGAAACGCUCUGAGGCCAGCUCAGGAAUCGUUAGUGAUUGUGCUUCAUCCACUCAUGAAACACUUGAUGAAGGUCUUCAAGUAGAAGUACCUUUUCCAGUAAAUAGCUUAUUCACAAAAAUGAAAACUCCUCUCCGAAUGUCUGUAAACACUGCAAAUGUUUUACGCAGGAACUCUUUUUAAGGUAUUAAGAAUAAUCCAAAAUAACACAAUUUAAGAAGUCAUUGUUAAAAUCUGUUUCUGAUAUUGGAGUAUUUUCAACAAUAUCAGCCAUAAUAACUCUAGUUUUUACAACAUCGUAAUAAGAAAACUCUUAUGUCUCUCAAUCUAUAACUGGGAAUUAUUUUUAUAGACGCAUUCCAGAGUUUUUUAAU